Molecule: messenger RNA, 915 nt
Organism: Triticum dicoccoides
Lineage: Eukaryota; Viridiplantae; Streptophyta; Magnoliopsida; Poales; Poaceae
Product: 40S ribosomal protein S10, mitochondrial-like
Exons: 3
Coding region: 45-698 (217 amino acids)
Biological process (GO): translation
Cellular component (GO): ribosome
Molecular function (GO): structural constituent of ribosome
Source: RefSeq, a predicted model, not a curated record
UCAAAGAAAGUGGCAGUAGGGUUCGAGAGAGCUGCUCUCUGACGAUGGCGAUGCUCCGGUACGCCGCCGGCCUGGCGCUCCGCCGGUCGGCAUCUCCACCUGACGCCGCGGUCUCGCGCUUCUUGGGCAGCGCUGGAUGCGGCAACCCCGCCGCCGGCCUGCCGCUCCUCCGGCGGCCGUCACCUCCGCCUGGUGUUGCUGCUGCUGCGACGGCGGCGGCCUCUCGCUUCUUCAGCAACGGCAGCCGGCCUGGAUCCAGCAACACCAACUCGACGCUUGGCAAGCCUAUUGAGGACACCAAGGAAGAUGUGUACCCAAGGACCCGCAAGUCACCUGCCAAGAUACGCAUAAUUCUGAAAUCUUUCAAUAACCAGAAGAACAAUCUGAAGGAGCUUGCGCCGUACAUGCAUAAGGUCGGGUUGCCUGAAUCGCGGUCCUUAUACACCGUGCUGCGAUCACCUCAUAUUGAUAAGAAAUCCAGGGAGCAAUUCUCAACGCAUGUGAAGAAAGUGUUUGUGGAGAAAACAGCGGAGACGCAUGAACUGGCCAAGAAGUUCUACUGGUUGAAACGGCUUCGUAUAUUGGGGGCUCAGUACGAAGUCGUCAUUAAUUUCAAGACACGCUUGGGUAAGAAGAUUGGCUGCAGCAAAGGUGGUGGCCUGCUUCGACAUCCAAAACAGGGUUCAGGCAUAGAAUAAAAAGGAGGUACUAGAGCUGCUUUCAGGCCACACACAAGCUAUCCAUCCAACUUGUGUGGAUCUUAAUUUCUGGCCUUGGUCUGAUCUAGCAUAUAAGUAGUACUAUAUAUUCUAUGUAAUGUCAUAUGGAACUAAGGAUGCAUGUGACCUAUCUGAGAAUGUUCUUGUUUGGUAAUCAUCCAUGUAUUUCGAAAGAUGGUGAUAAUAAUAUGUGGAG